AUGUUCUCACAACUUUAUUCUUCCAUCAAGGCUCCGCUCAUCUUCUUUCUUUCCAUUAAGGUGUUCUCCCCCCUUUCUUCUGCAGUUAAGUCUUCACUGAAAUUUGCUGUUUACUCAAAUCUUCUCACAACUUUGUUCUUCCAUCAAGGCUCCGAUCAUCUUCUUCCUUCCAUUAAGGUGUUCUCUCCCUUUUCUUCUGCAGUUAAGGCUUCACUGAAAUUUACUGUUUACUCAAAUGUUCUCACAACUUUAUUCUUCCAUCAAGGCUACGCUCAUCUUCUUCCUUCCAUUAAGGUGUUCUCCCCCCUUUCUUCUGCAGUUAAGGCUUCACUGAAAUUUGCUGCUCCGCUCAUCUUCUUUCUUUCCAUUAAGGUGUUCUCCCCCCUUUCUUCUGCAGUUAAAUCUUCACUGAAAUUUGCUUUUUACUCAAAUCUUCUCACAACUUUAUUCUUCCAUCAAGGCUCUGAUCAUCUUCUUCCUUCCAUUAAGGUGUUCUCUCCCUUUUCUUCUGCAGUUAAGGCUUCACUGAAAUUUACUGUUUACUCAAAUGUUCUCACAACUUUAUUCUUCCAUCAGGGCUCCGCUCAUCUUCUUCCUUCCAUUAAGAUGUUCUCCCCCCUUUCUUCUGCAGUUAAGACUUCACUGAAAUUUGCUGUUUACUCAAAUCUUCUCACAACUUUAUUCUUCCAUCAAGGCUCCGCUCAUCUUCUUCCUUCCAUUAAGGUUUUCUCUCCCCUUUCUUCUGCAGUUAAGGCUUCACUGAAAUUUGCUGUUUACUCAAAUUUUCUCACAACUUAUUCUUCCAUCAAGGCUCCGCUCAUCUUCUUCCUUCCAUUAAGGUGUUCUCUCCCCUUUCUUCUGCAGUUAAAGGCUUCACUGAAAUUGGCUGUUUACUCAAAUCUUCUCACAACUUUAUUCUUCCAUCAAGGCUCCGCUCAUCUUCUUCCAUCCAUUAAGGUUUUCUCUCCCUUUCUUCUGCAGUUAAAGGCUUCACAGAAAUUUGCUGUUUACUCAAAUCUUCUCACAACUUUAUACUUCCAUCAAGGCUCCGCUCAUCUUCUUCCAUUCAUUAAGGUGUUCUCUCCCCUUUCUUCUGCAGCUUCACUGAAAUUUGCUGUUUACUCAAAUCUUCUCACAACUUUAUUCUUCCAUCAAGGCUCCGCUCAUCUUCUUCCAUCCAUUAAGGGGUUCGCUCCCCUUUCUUCUGCCGUUAAGGCUUCACUGAAAUUUGCUGUUUAUUCAAAUAUUCACACAACUUUUUUCUUCGAUCAAGGAUCACGUCAACUUCUUCCUUCCAUUAAGGUGUUCUCUCCCCUUUCAUCUGCAGUUAAGGCUUCACUGAAAUUUGCUGUUUACUCAAAUCUUCUCACAACUUUAUUCUUCCAUCAAGGCUCCGCUCAUCUUCUUCCAUCCAUUAAGGUGUUCUCUCCCCUUUCUUCUGCAGUUAAGUCUUCACUGAAAUUUGCUGUUUACUCAAAUCUUCUCACAACUUUUUUCUUAGAUCAAGGCUCCCCUCAACUUCUUCCUUCCAUUAAGGUGUUCUCUCCCCUUUCAUCUACAGUUAAGGCUUCACUGAAAUUUGCUGUUUACUCAAAUCGUCUCAAAACUUUAUUCUUCCAUCAAGGCUCCGCUCAUCUUCUUCCUUCCAUUAAGGUGUUCUCUCCCCUUUCUUCUGCAGUUAAGUCUUCACUGAAAUUUUCUGUUUACUCAAAUCUUCUCACAACUUUAUUCUUCCAUCAAGGCUCCCCACAUCUUCUUCCUUCCAUUAAGGUGUUCUCUCCCUUUUCUUCUGCAGUUAAGGCUUCACUGAAAUUUACUGCUCCGCUCAUCUUCUUUCUUUCCAUUAAGGUGUUCUCCCCCCUUUCUUCUGCAGUUAAGUCUUCACUGAAAUUUGCUGUUUACUCAAAUCUUCUCACAACUUUGUUCUUCCAUCAAGGCUCCACUCAUCUUCUUCCUUCCAUUAAGGUGUUCUCUCCCUUUUCUUCUGCAGUUAAGGCUUCACUGAAAUUUACUGUUUACUCAAAUGUUCUCACAACUUUAUUCUUCCAUCAAGGCUACGCUCAUCUUCUUCCUUCCAUUAAGGUGUUCUCCCCCCUUUCUUCUGCAGUUAAGGCUUCACUGAAAUUUGCUGCUCCGCUCAUCUUCUUUCUUUCCAUUAAGGUGUUCUCCCCCCUUUCUUCUGCAGUUAAAUCUUCACUGAAAUUUGCUUUUUACUCAAAUCUUCUCACAACUUUAUUCUUCCAUCAAGGCUCUGAUCAUCUUCUUCCUUCCAUUAAGGUGUUCUCUCCCUUUUCUUCUGCAGUUAAGGCUUCACUGAAAUUUGCUUUUUACUCAAAUCUUCUCACAACUUUAUUCUUCCAUCAGGGCUCCGCUCAUCUUCUUCCUUCCAUUAAGAUGUUCUCCCCCCUUUCUUCUGCAGUUAAGACUUCACUGAAAUUUGCUGUUUACUCAAAUCUUCUCACAACUUUAUUCUUCCAUCAAGGCUCCGCUCAUCUUCUUCCUUCCAUUAAGGUUUUCUCCCCCCUUUCUUCUGCAGUUAAGGCUUCACUGAAAUUUGCUGUUUACUCAAAUCUUCUUACAACUUUAUUCUUCCAUCAAGGAUCCCCUCCUCUUUUUCCUUACGUUAAGAUAUUCUCUCCCCUUUCGUCUGAACCAAAGACUAGGACUCUCACACAAUCUUUUAUACCUCCUAGCAAACCAUUAAUAUUGCUGACGUAA
This is a messenger RNA of Acanthosepion pharaonis, 2718 nucleotides long. NCBI's taxonomy places the organism in Eukaryota, Metazoa, Mollusca, Cephalopoda, Sepiida, Sepiidae. The record is from the annotation of a GenBank genome assembly.